This is a messenger RNA of Cucurbita pepo subsp. pepo (vegetable marrow), 2350 nucleotides long. NCBI's taxonomy places the organism in Eukaryota, Viridiplantae, Streptophyta, Magnoliopsida, Cucurbitales, Cucurbitaceae. The record is from RefSeq and is a predicted model, not a curated record.
CAGACAAGACUUUCUUUCUAAAACACUUCUUACUCAUCCUUCAUUAUUAUUAUUAUUAUUAUUAUUAUUAUUAUAUUUUUACAUAAUUUUAAUUUAUUAUUGUGGCUGAUCUGAUCCAACUGCUUUCACCUGCAACUGCGAGCAAGAGUAUGAAUUCAAUUUUACGUACAUACACAAAAAAUCCUCUCUCCCUUGGAUUUCAUCUUCCUUUUACUUCACUUCUUCACAAUCAUUUCAACUUUUUUGCUGUGUGUGAUUUUUGAAUCCAAAUAUGUCUUCAAAUCCCAACGCCAACUGUUGGUUUCUUGAGUUCGUGUAGGUUUCCGAAAACAAACAAUUUUUUCAAUGCUGUUUGGAAAGGUGGAACUGAGUAGGUGAUAAUGGAGGUGUGCGGGCGAAAGGAGGAAGCCAGUAAAAGUGGCCUACUCAUCUCCAUUUCUUCUUUACACUGAAAUCCUGCCGCCCUACCUCACUUGUUUCUUCAGUUUCUGACAUUUCGAGAAUCUAUGGAGGAAUCAUUAGUGGUGGAUGUUCUAAACGACGAACAUGAGAUGGAAGAGAGUGCUUCGGCGAAGCCACUUCUUGAGGUUUCGGUUUCUUUUGGUAGGUUUGAGAACGAUUUACUGUCUUGGGAGAAAUGGUCGACUUUCUCUCCCAAUAAGUAUUUGGAAGAAGUUGAGAAGUACGCAACGCCUGGAUCUGUUGCUCAGAAGAGGGCUUACUUUGAAGCUCAUUACAAGAAGAUAGCUGAUAGGAAGUCUAAGUUACUGGAGCAGGAGAUGGAAAUGGAACGCAACACAACACUGUCAAAUGAACUGAACGGUGGUGGAGAAGAUCUAAUAGACCACAUUCAAAGGGUUGAUUCUGAAUCUGAGACGUCAAACCACCACGUUUCUGCUGAAGAAGUUGAGCAGAACACAACAUUGGCGGAUGAUGUUGAAAGAUCACCAGAUGGUGAAAAGGAAGAACCGGGUAGCAAAAUGGAUUGUGUUGGUUCCGAGAUAAGCAAGCAAGAAGAAGUUGUAGUGAAAGAAGUAGAAACUCCUUCUCCAGUUGAAUCUCGGAGCACCAAGGAACCUCCACAAAAGUUGGCCAAUAAAAUAUUGGCAGCAUCUAAAGUCAAACAGCAGGUUCUAAAACCGAAUCAACCAAAAGAAUCUAAGAAGACCACUCCAGUAGUCAAGGAACGAAACAGUGCAAGUGUCAAGAAAAAACCAGCAUCAUCCACAGCCAAAGCACCCCAGAUUUCCACCCCCAAAUUCUCCAAGACAACAUCAGGACCCACCACACCUGCAGCACGGUCAAGUGUGCUGCGGUCCUCUAUAAACAAGGGAAGUAAUUCAUCUCUAUUAAAGAGCCGAAAUCCAUCUUCUGUUGAAACCAAGAAAAUGGCGCCCAAAUCCCUGCAUAUGUCCCUUAGUCUGGGAACUCCCAACUCUGAUCCAUCCUCUGUUACCGGAAUUAGAAGAUCUUUCAUCAUGGAGAAAAUGGGGGACAAGGACAUUGUGAAGCGGGCAUUUAAGACAUUUCAGAAUAGUUUCAACCAAAUGAAAUUGUCUCAGGAAGAGAGGUCUUCUGCGCACAAGAUGGCUCCUUCAGAAGAGAAAGAAACAACAAGAAUCUCUACUUCCAUGGCUGCUAAAAAGGAGAAUGGAGGGUUGAACAAAGUAAGUGGUACAACGAGAGGUACAGACAGCAGAACGUCCAGCAUUGCUCGAUCUAAAAAAUUUGAAGGAAAACCAAAUGCAAAAGCAGCGGGAAGAACCAGCCUCCAAUCAAAAUCUAAGGUUGCCCCAUCUCAGACAGUGGAGGAAAAAUUAAAUGCCAAAGUGGGAGGAAGAACAAAUCUUCUAUCGAAAUCAAAGGAUGCCUCUAAGAAUGGGCUUCGCUCUUAAGUUUUGUUGAUUGGAAACAAACCAUCAGCCACCAGGAAAAUGUAUUGACGAUGGGAACUGAAUCAGGUUGGACAUUGAUGAAAAUUACUACGUAUUCCUGAAGGGGCCCAUCUCAUGGACUCAUUGUUUCCCCUGAAAGUAGCUGUCUUUGUCCAUCCAGAAUCUGUAGAUUGAAGUGGGUAGGAUGUAUAAUGAAGCAGAUGAUGUCAUCUUUAUGAGGUUUAUUAGUAUAGUAAUAUACAGAAAGGCCGGGGAUGUCUCGAAGCUACCCCAAUUAAUAAUAUAAUUAGGAAAAGGCAUCUGUGUGUAUGAUGUUGAAUUGUCUUAUUCUCUUUCAAUGCUAUAUAUAUAUACAAUUUAGACUAGAUGGAGAACUUUUUGGAUUUUAGCCAUGAUGUUAGUCUUAUUUUUGGAUCGAAUAAUAUUCACCCAUUGUGAAAUCAGAGUUUCUGUAA